UAGCUUGAAAUCGAAACAGAAAUGUUUAGACCUUAUGUGUAACAUGUAACAAAGUCUUGAUGCGCGUGACUAUAUGGUAAAAAUGAAGAAACAAUGCAUUCAGUGAUGGGGACAACCUUACUAACUACUAUGUGAAAAAUGGAAAAGACAUAACUCAAAAAGCAAACUUACAUAAACUUGUAAACAAUGGCGAACGUCGACAGAUUAAAAAUAUUUGCCCAGGAUGAUGUAGUUAACACGAAAUGGUUAGCUUCGGGUGGAUUUGGAAGCGUUUAUGAUGGAAAAGUGAAAUCCAUGCACCAACGAGUAGCAAUAAAGGUUUUGAAAUCAAAUGAUGGAGAAAAUUUAUCAAAAAGUCAAGUGGAGAGUCUGAAAAGUGAAGCCAGUCACUUGUACAAUGCCCGACACCCUAAUGUUGUGCACAUAUUUGGUAUUGUGCUGGAACCCGAUUACUAUGCACUCGUCAUGGAAUUCUGCUCUCACGGCUCACUGAGAAAUUUGUUGUACACUAUCGGCUCUGAUUUCCCACUUCCGUUGAAAUACCGCAUACUAUACCAGGUUGCCAAGGCGAUGCAUUUCCUCCACCAGAUGGAGCCAGUGAUACUUCAUCUUGACCUUAAAGCAGGAAAUGUCUUGCUUAAUGAAUACUGUGAAGUUAAGAUUUGUGACUUUGGAUUAGCUCAGACUCAGCGUCAGAUCACUUCCACCAAUGAAAACAGUGCAGAAAUGUACAGCACGAUAACACACAUGUCACCCCAGCAGUUGGAAAAUCCCAAGAGAAUCCAAAGUAAAGAGGAUGAUGUAUUUUCAUUUGGCAUCUUCAUGUGGGAAGUCAUCACAGGAAAGGAGCCAUAUGAAAAUAAUGCACCCCAUGAAAUCUUGGUUGGAGUAGUGAGCCUUGAUCUAAGGCCAAAUGAAAAAUUCCUACCUGAUGCUUCUACUGAUAAUAACCUUCUCUCUGUAUACAAACUAAUGAAAGAGUGUUAUGCUGAUGAUCCCACUAAAAGACCAAAUUUUGAUGAGUGUACUACACAACUUGAAGAAGUUUAUGAAAAUUAUCAUGAUGAUGCCACGAGCUCUGCCACAUGGGUUAUGGAUCAAGUAAAAAAAUUGAAGGCCUCUGGAUCAAACCCAACCCCUCAACAAUCGAACACCAGCAUUGAGAAGGAACAACCAUUGGCUCGCAAUGUUAAGUUAGAUGCUGCUACUGAACCAAAGUUUAAUCAACCUCAGCCGAGAGUGUCUGAAGUUCUUUAUAAUGCUCCACAGGCAAGCCAGGUCAGAGGUCAAGCACCUGGGGUCAAAGGUCAAGCUGUUGUCUUCGGUUUGGAUCAAUAUGACGGUGGGGCUGAACCGCAGAAACAAAAGAGGACAGCACCAUCGCCUGGUGGAAAUUCAAUGUCUGUAAAUAUCUCAAACUGUAACAACGUGAUGGUUGGCAGUUCUAAUGUGAUGAAUGUCACAUCACAUGGGACAUCAGGUCCUCCACGGAGCUCACCUACUGUUACAGUAAAAGACAGGAACUACAAACUGACGGACAGAGAUCUCAAUAGGAUUGCAAAGCAUGUAGGAGCAGAGUGGAAAACAUUUGGAAGGAAACUUGGUAUCGAUGAUAUGAAAUUGGACUACAUUGAAAUCGAUCACAGCAGUUAUGGCCUCCAGGAACAAGUUUUCCAAAUGCUGCGUAAAUGGAAGGAGCUUGGAUUGGCAAAGGCUGGAACGUUAUUGGACGCUUGUAUUCAGCUAGGACGAGGGGACAUUAUUGAAAAAGCUGGACUUGCUUCAUAGCAGUGAAAUUCAAUUUACCAGUGAAUGUAUACCAGCUGCAAUUUAGCACUGUUAUUUCCUUUAUAUACCCCACUCUCUUAUUGGUCGUACCAAAGGCCCGUAGCCAGGAUUUGCCA
This is a messenger RNA of Owenia fusiformis, 1904 nucleotides long. Lineage: Eukaryota; Metazoa; Annelida; Polychaeta; Sabellida; Oweniidae. The record is from the annotation of a GenBank genome assembly.